Messenger RNA from Cyprinus carpio (common carp), 1977 nucleotides. RefSeq names its product NXPE family member 3-like. Lineage: Eukaryota; Metazoa; Chordata; Actinopteri; Cypriniformes; Cyprinidae. The record is from RefSeq and is a predicted model, not a curated record.
UUUUCCAGAUUCUUUUGUUUCCACAACGUUUUCAGAGCUGUACAAAUAUGUUCCUCACUCACAAGCUAACGUACAUAGGAGAACAACAGACAUGGUCACACCAUCUGAGAAGAAAUCAAAUGCACCAGUCUGCAGAUUAAGACCAUGUGCAUUACUACAGGCUUGUUUACUUUGGACAUUGUUCUGUUUGGCUAUAUGGGCAUUGAAUGGUGGGAUCCACAUCAAACAAUUUCAACCCCCCAGACCUAAACCAGUUCCUCGCAAUAACAGUUCAUCAAUAAUAUCCGCGUUUGACAUGGGAAUCAGUGAUGAGGAGUGGCAAAGGCUACAGAAGGCUAUUGACUGGCCUAUCCCAGAUCAAGAAAUCACUCAUCUGAGUCAGAGCACAAGUCCAGUCCACUCAACUUUCUCUAUUGUGGGACUCAAAGAGAGUUACAAAGUGGGAGAAAAGAUCUCUGUUAUUAUCACAGCCAGAGACCACAAUAAGAACCUGAAAAGAUAUGGAGGAGAUUAUUUCAAAGCAAAACUUUUCAAUGCUAAGCUAAAGGCGAGUGUGUACGGGGAAGUUGUGGAUCAUCGUAAUGGAACUUACUCUGUUGCUCUUCUUCUGCCGUGGGAAGGUCAGGCACAAGUUUUUGUACGUCUAGAGCACUCCAGCGAGGUUGUGCAGAUUCUUAAAAAAUACAGGGAGUCUUCAUUCCCACGCACCCACUUCAGUGGCUACUUUGAAGGCCCAGGACCCAAUAAAACCAGGAUCCUUGAAGUAGUAGAAUGUAAUCUGAAGUGGGGUGCAGAUGGAAGUUGGAGGAAAGGCGACUGCUGCUGUGAGCAUAAGGAUAUAAAAACAGGGACGGUGUGGCAGUGUGAGAGACCGAAGAAACUUUCCUGUGACAAACUGGUUCGUCACUCAGGCGGACGUUUGGAAAACCCAUUAAAUCUUUUCGAGCAGCAGCUUUUUACACAAAAUUUGACAAAUGUUGCUAUUAAAGGAGACAAAAAAAUCAUAAAUAUCCUUCCCAGCACUGCACCCAUUGGAACAAUGGAGAAAUGCAGGUCUGGCAUGACAACACCGGUUCCUGCAGGGUUUUAUUUGAAAGAUGUCUGGAAGUCUUUUGUAUGCAACACUCGACAGUUCAGUCCUGCACAAAUGGCAAACUGUCUUAAAAACAAGAUUGUCUAUUUGAUGGGAGACUCCACCACAAGGCAGUGGUUCGAGUUCUUAGAAAUAAAAGUGCCAGGCAUAAAAAGAAUGGACCUCCACACUCAUCCUGGAGGUGGCCCACUGAUGGCUGUGGAGCUGAAAAAUAAUAUCAUUGUUCACUGGAGGGUACAUGGUGUUCCUUUGCGAUUUGGUAAAGUUAUGCCUAUCACUGACCUACAUUACAUCAGCAAUGAUAUAGAUGAAAUAGCCGGUGGGGCUCAUGCAGUCGUUGUCUUCACAUACUGUGCUCACCUGGUUUUUCACCCGAUAACAUUUUACGUAUAUGAAGUGGCCAAAAUCCGCCAGUCUGUUGUUGAACUGCUGAGUCGUGCUCCAGAGACCACCGUCAUCAUCAAGUCUGGAAACACUGCUGGUCUAAAGAAUAUUUAUCAAAGUGAUUGGCACAUGUUGCAGUUGAACACAGUGAUGCAGGAGAUGUUCAGAGACAUUGAUGGAGUCAUCUUUGUAGAUGUCUGGCAGAUGACUUCCUGUCACUAUCUACGUGAACACAUUCACCCAGGACCUGUCAUCAUUGGUAAUGAAAUCGACAUGUUACUGUCAUAUGUCUGUCCUGCCUGAGGACUGUUCAAGUUGAUUUGGUUCCAUAAAGGAAAUGGGAAACCUACCUGGCCAGGGAAAGACUUAUCAAGUUGUUACUUAACCAAAUUUUCUCUAACACUGACCAGAUGAAAAGAUCUCUCGGUUAUCAGUUUUGUUUGUACGGUGUACUUCUGAACCUACUGCUGUUCACUGUAGAAAAUAAUAAUAAUAAUAAA